Drosophila rhopaloa is the source of this 4786-nucleotide messenger RNA. It is a transcript of the gene Dop1R2, whose product is annotated as dopamine receptor 2. The transcript is spliced from 5 exons. The record is from RefSeq and is a predicted model, not a curated record. Gene Ontology annotation, biological process: adenylate cyclase-activating adrenergic receptor signaling pathway. Lineage: Eukaryota; Metazoa; Arthropoda; Insecta; Diptera; Drosophilidae. Gene Ontology annotation, molecular function: G protein-coupled receptor activity. Gene Ontology annotation, cellular component: membrane.
GGCAGGUCCUGGCUGCGUGCUUUCCUCCGUUUUUCGGCCGCCUUUAGUCGCUUUCAGUGGCGUUCUGGUCGCGUUGGUCUUUGGUCCGCUAAUUGCCAAAAAUCGAGUUUUUGUGAAUGAAUUUCGCGAGCGAACUGAGCAAGUCAAUGAAUGAACACGGUGUCGCUAAAAAAACGCAGAGUGAAUCAAUCAAAAAGUGUUGUAAAAAUUAAACUACUUGAAUAAAUAAUACAAUUUAAAAACGUGAAAUUCAAUUUGGACCGCAACGUCAGUGCAAGAACCACAACAGCCGUCCAGGCAACGGUAAAAUAUAAGAAAUAAAAAAUAAAGCCCCGGAAAAUUUGAGCAGGACGAAGGACAUCCCCUCGGGGCAACGGGACAAGAAAUUGUGGCUCCGAUAGAGGCAGGAAGAACUGCAUCCGACGCUUGGCAGCCCGGCGGCGAGUCCUGGCCAAGGACAUGAAAAUGCGCUUCAUUAAUUUGGCUGGCAGUCGCGGACUGUCUGUUGAGGAAAAUCAUCAUCAGCAGCAGCAGCAGGAGGAACAGGAGCAGGAACUGCGGCAGAAAUUGGAACAGGAACUGGCACAGGGACUCGCGUCAGCUGCAGCGACACAGCACUGAGUUGCAGACACGGCCGCCAUGGUGGAGGACACUGAGUCGCCGGAAGCGGAAGGAGCCGCCCCCCUUUUGGCGCUCCUCCGAGGAGAUGGCCUCAAUAAGACGCAGACCCACUUUCCGCCGCCGACACCGCCGCCGUUCUUCGGCAGCUACAACAUCUCCGAGGAUGUCUACUUCUACUUCAAUGGGCUGCCCACGAGCACGGAGCUGGCAACUGGAGUCCUUAACGCCACCACCUUGAGUCCCACGGCAACGGUGACGAGUGGUGUUGGUGGUGGUGGUGGUGGCACAACCACGCCGGAACCCGAUCUCUCCGAGUUCCUGGAGGCCCUGCCCAACGACAGAGUGGGUCUGCUGGCCUUCCUCUUCCUGUUCUCCUUCGCCACGGUCUUCGGCAACUCCCUGGUCAUACUGGCCGUCAUCCGGGAGAGGUACCUGCACACGGCCACCAACUACUUCAUCACCAGUCUGGCGGUGGCCGACUGCCUGGUGGGUCUGGUGGUCAUGCCAUUCUCGGCCCUCUAUGAGGUCCUGGAGAACACAUGGUUCUUUGGCACGGACUGGUGCGACAUCUGGAGAUCCUUGGAUGUGCUUUUCAGCACCGCUUCCAUACUGAAUCUCUGUGUCAUAUCGCUGGAUCGCUACUGGGCCAUAACGGACCCCUUCAGUUAUCCCAUGAGGAUGACAGUGAAAAGGGCAGCCGGACUGAUAGCCGCCGUGUGGAUCUGCUCGAGUGCCAUUAGUUUUCCGGCCAUCGUUUGGUGGCGAGCGGCGAGGGAUGGCGAGAUGCCGGCCUACAAGUGCACCUUUACAGAGCACCUGGGCUAUCUGGUCUUCUCCUCGACGAUAUCCUUCUACCUGCCGCUCCUGGUGAUGGUCUUCACCUACUGUCGGAUUUAUAGGGCAGCUGUGAUCCAAACGAGAUCCUUAAAGAUAGGCACCAAGCAGGUGCUGAUGGCCUCCGGUGAACUGCAGCUCACAUUGCGUAUACAUCGUGGUGGCACCACCCGCGAUCAGGCGAAUCAGGUUUCGGGGGGCGGAGGAAGUGGAGGAGGAGGCGGUGGUGGUGGCGGAGGAUCCCUGAGCCACUCCCACUCCCAUUCGCACCACCAUCACCACAAUCACGGAGGCGGAACGACGACAUCCACGCCAGAGGAACCCGACGAUGAGCCACUAUCCGCUCUCCAUAACAAUGGAUUAGCCCGCCAUCGGCACAUGGGCAAGAACUUCUCGCUGUCCAGGAAACUGGCCAAAUUCGCCAAGGAGAAGAAGGCGGCCAAGACGCUGGGCAUCGUGAUGGGCGUAUUCAUCAUAUGCUGGCUGCCCUUCUUUGUGGUCAAUCUGCUGUCCGGGUUUUGCAUAGAGUGCAUCGAGCACGAGGAGAUUGUGUCGGCAAUCGUCACCUGGCUCGGCUGGAUAAACUCCUGCAUGAAUCCUGUGAUCUAUGCCUGCUGGAGCAGGGACUUCCGCAGGGCUUUUGUACGACUGCUGUGCAUGUGCUGUCCUCGCAAGAUUCGCCGCAAGUACCAGCCCACGAUGCGUUCCAAGUCGCAGUGCCAUGUGGCCGCUGCAAUGGUGGCAGCCAGCACCUCCUUCGGCUACCACUCGGUGAACCAGAUUGACCGCACGCUCAUGUGACGACAGCUGAGCAGUUGCAGCACCUGCAGCGGUGGCAGCAACUGCGGUGGCUCGCGAUCCGCCCACCACCAGCACCACUCCUCCGGCACGGCCACGCCCUCGUCCUCGCAGCGAUCCUGCACCAGAUGCCAGAGCUUCCAUCGCCACCACCACCGUUCCAGGCGCCGCAGCUCGGGGAUGCAGAUGCGCGGGGACUACAGUUCCACCACGGCGGUGAACAGUGCGCUGGCCAAGACGAUUGUCACGAUCAGUGCUCCUCCGGUGGCGGCUGCCUCGGCCAGUUCCCUGCACUUGGGAGCCGGAGGACGUCCCUCCUCGGUGUCCACCCUGACCAUUGCCUCGGUGCCACCCUCGUUGAGUGGGGCAGGGGGGUCCGUCAGUGGGGCCAAUACACCUCUAGCCCCCAGCCUGAAAGCCUUGACGCCAGGACACUCAAACUCAUCGGGUCACCAUGUGUCCUUCAUGCCCAUGAUUGGCAUGAAACGCUUGCGCAGCUCCAAUGCUUCGCUGGGAUCCCCAAGUGGAGCUAUUGGUGGCGCCGGAGUGGCGGACACCACCUCGGCACCCUCGCUCAUCGAUGCCAGCGAGGACCAGGCCCAGAUGCGGAACCACCACAGGAUCCUGGAGCAGUGCCAGAGUGUCCAGAGCCAGAUCACCACUCUGGGCGACGUGGAGGACGACGAGGAGGCCACCGAUAGCGAGAGCGAGAGCAUCGGACUCGCCCUGGUGGAGACCACGCCCCAACUGGAGAGCCAGCCGAUGGAGGCAUCGAGUUCCUCCAGCUCCUCGGUCAAGUAAACUCAGCACCAGAACCACAAAUCAAAGCCCAGACUUUAGUUGUAAGAUUUAAUCAUUUAGGUGUGUGUUUUCAAGGGAAGUCGAUAAAAAGAAAUAUAAAAGAGCGACAAGAAAACUGUGGACAGUUCUAAGCCAUUUUGCUUGAAAACUAUAAUUUAUAGAUAAUGGUUUUUAAUAUUUUAUGGUUUCAUUAAAAAUGUAGUUUUUCAUAUCCCAAUUAACAACAUAUUUUUAUAUACUAUUUCUCCUAGGUAAUAUCUCUAUCUAUCAUUAAGAUUAAUAAAUGUAUAAUAUUUUGCAUUAUUUAAGGUAAAUCUACUUAAGUUAAAUUUUAAAUAAAUAAGCUAUAAAUAAUGUAACACAAUUUUUUUUAAAGAAAGAAAAAACAAAGUUCAAGUUAUCUCCGUAACCCUUUAUUAACCAAAAUUGCUUAGAAAUGUCCAUUGAUUUGCUAUACCUCCCUAUAAAUCGACCCACCCAAAGUGUGUACAUAGCAAUCUAGUCUCGCCUAGUCACUCAUUAGCUUAUCGAUCGGUGAUAGAACACUAUGCAGCAGGCAAGCCCUCUAUAUCGCCCUUCCCUUUGGGUUUCAGUCACUGGCGGUGGUUGCAUAGUGGGAAUUAGUGUUACUGUUAGCUUUCAUAUCUUAGAUCUUCCAUUAUGUAGAUGUAUUAAUUUCUGUAUAUCUCUCAAACCUCUAGCAAUUGAAUUGAAAGCUACGUCUUCAACCUGUCCAAGUACCUGACUCUCUCAAACCCAAAUACUACACUAAACUGUAAAUAGCUUUACUUCGACUCCUUCCAUCGCUCAAACUAGCUUUCUGUUACUCUAUACUUAUUUGUUAUUAACUGAAAUUAACUCUACGGGUGCAAUAUGAAUUUAUACCAACUAAACAUAGCCUCAGUAAGGACUCGAACAAUCAGGCUUCAAGACCAGUUCCCAUUUGUAGGAGAUUCAAGUACAAAAUCACAGAAGGAGCACUUGCAAAUUGUCUGAUCAUUAUGCCCAUUAUUCAUUACGUUCUUUGAACUAUAGGAAUACACAUAGAGUGAAUGUUAAAUGUGCUUAAGACAGCCGAAAGUUAGAGAAUUCAGGGCGGCAGCUUAAUGAAUUAAUCCUUCAAAGGGUUCGCCCCAUCCAUUUGUGUAUUAUUACAUGUAUGCUUAUGAUGGGUCAGCUCAUCCGAUUCCGAUUUUGCAAUAAUUAAUGUGUGCAAUUAGGAUUGAUUUCCCCCGACCACAAGGACAGAAAAUAAAUUGAGGAUAGGGAAGAGGAUUGGUUGAGAAAAACUUAUAACAAUGGCGAGACGUCAGUUUAGUGGAUGAGUAGAAACAAAUCAUUGGCCCUCAAGAGGAUGGAAGAAUGUUGCUCAUUGUUUUCAAAACAAACAAAGCGAAGUAGGAUGCGAAAUGAUGGAAAGUCGAGGGAAAACAAUGGCAGCGGCAAACCAAACAAAUGGCAAUUAUUAAUAUUGAAUAUGGUAGCGCAUAAGUGACAUACAUAGCUCAUAGAGUCCUCGUUGUGUCUGUGUAUCGGUGUGCAAGCAUGUCUAGCCCUAAGUGUACAUGUAAAUGCAUUAUCCUUAAGCUCCAAAGCAAGAUUGGCAACAGAGUCAGAAACUCAAUCUCAAUUGAUUGCCACGCAUAUUAGGCUAAGCUGCAAACUGCAAACAUAGAUUUAUAUAUUGAGUGUACUAUACUGUAACUACCAUAUACAAAACUACGCAAGGAGA